Lacerta agilis (Sand lizard) is the source of this 655-nucleotide messenger RNA. RefSeq lists its product as uncharacterized. Lineage: Eukaryota; Metazoa; Chordata; Lepidosauria; Squamata; Lacertidae. The transcript is spliced from 3 exons. The record is from RefSeq and is a predicted model, not a curated record. Bases 1 to 633 code for a protein of 210 amino acids.
AUGCGUGUUCAUUCAAAGCCUCCUCCCGUCCGCCCCCGUUCUGACAGCGACUCUCGGCCGCGCGAGCGCGCCCCCUAUCGGCAGCAAAGCGGCAUUACAACUCCUCUCCCACAAAAGCUGACUUUCGGAAGCUCCAGCAGCAGCCUCAUGCAUUUGCCCACCGAAAAUAAAGGCGGAUUUGGCGUCGCGAAGUUCCCAGAGGGACUUGGCCGGAGGGGGGGGGGUUGGGGAGCGGGGAUCGGGCUCUCUCGGCGCGGCACGGUGGUGGAAACGAAACGAGCAACUCCCCAAGAGCCCCGCGAGCGAGGGAGGCAAAGUUUCAGCUGCAGCGGCGGCGCCUCCGCCUCCGCCGGCUUUGCCCUCCGCGCUGCUCACCUUGAAACCUGCGCCCGGGCGCGUGUGCGCGGCGGCGGCGGGGAGCUGCCUGUCCGUGUCUGCUCCUGCUCCUGCUGCCGAGCGGCGAUGGGUCGCGUCCAGGCGAGCGCAGCUUCAGGGCCGCCGAAGGGCUGCUUUUGUGCUUCGUCGGUAGACGAAUGUGGCUGUGUGUUGUGGAACCGCAUCAUAACAUUAAUGACAGCACUCCCUGAUCCUUUGUACUUCAGUUUCCACUACAGUACCAUGUCAAUUUCGUAAGUUGCAGACAUCUCAUUCUUCC